ACUCAGCAUCUACUAAUCAGUAGAAAAGAAAAAAAAAUGAACUUUUGAAUUCUCCAUUGAUCUGCUAUUUUUGACUUCCACAGUGGUGGAUUCAUCGGAAUUUAUACAAAUUCACCGGUCUUUGUUUUUCCGGCCGAAACCAUGCCGGAGCUUGUUCAAGCAGCACAAGUCUACGCGCCGACGAGAACUCUACAAAUUUGGAAAUCGCUACUGAACUGGCUAGCUUUCUUCUUCCAGAUCUUUGUUCAGAUCCUCAAAGGAACGCCUUGUGUAACUCAGGUUCUCUCCUACUUUGGCGUUCGCAAUAGCUCUCUUCUCUCUUCCUCUCCGCAGUUCAAGCCGCUGCCUGACGUUGAGCCACCGGAGGAGGAGGCGCCGCCGACGUCAUCCGUUGCUCUCUCGACUCUGCAAAUCACAACCGGAAGUGUCCCGAUCAGUGUUGAGGAGGAACGUUUACAGAAGCUCACGGUAGUUCUUGACUUGGAUGAAACUUUGAUUUGUGCAUAUGAGACAUCAAGUUUGCCUACCAUCAUUUGCACCCAGGCAACAGAGGCUGGGUUGAAGUGGUUUGAGCUUGAGUGCGUAUCUUCAGAAAAGGAAUAUGAUGGCAAACCUAAAAUCAACUAUGUCACAGUUUUUGAACGUCCUGGAUUACACGAGUUUCUAAAACAACUUAGCGAGUUUGCUAAUCUGGUCUUGUUUACUGCUGGACUUGAAGGAUAUGCAAGACCCGUUGUUGAUAAAAUUGACCUUGAGAAUCUGUUUAGCCAUAGACUUUAUCGUCCUUCAACUAUUAGCACGGAAUUCCGGGAGCAUGUGAAGGAUCUGUCAUGCAUAUCAGAGGAUUUAUGCCGGGUUGUCAUUGUUGAUAACAACCCAUUCAGUUUCUUGUUACAGCCUUUAAAUGGAAUCCCGUGCAUUUCAUUUUCUCCUGGACAACCCCAUGACAACCAGCUUUUGGAAGAAAUCCUUCCACUUCUCAAGCAUCUAUCUGAGCAGAAGGAUGUAAGGCCUGUGCUUCGCGAAAGGUUUCAAAUGCCCGAAUGGUUUCAAAACCAUGGAAUCCCUACUUGUGAAUUCACAAAUGUACGAUGAUCUUUGGCAAGUAAAUUUUUUUGCUAUUCCAGGAGACGCAACACACCUAUACUCUAAAUUUGUUGUACAAGGUUAGUACCUCUUCACCGGAAGAACAAAUUUUUGUAUAGAUUAUUUGUUCAGGAGUAGCCGCCAUCUAUGAAGACCCAAAUUUCUUAUCUAUUAAAUUCUUUUGUAACUUUGUUUAUAGCUUCCAAUUGUGAGAAGAAAUUCAUGUAUGUGCAAUUAUUAUAAACAGUGAUUUCCAAUAUUUAUACCUACCUUCCCUGACCUAAAUUUAUGUAUAGAUUUGAUGAUUAGUAGCUCUCUUUAGCAUUUGCUAAGUGUUAAUUUGUUUAAACCUUCUCAGUUCUUAAUAUU
Solanum tuberosum (potato) is the source of this 1455-nucleotide messenger RNA. RefSeq names its product carboxy-terminal domain RNA polymerase II polypeptide A small phosphatase 1-like. The record is from RefSeq and is a predicted model, not a curated record. The coding region runs from base 142 to 1095 and encodes 317 amino acids. The transcript is spliced from 6 exons. Lineage: Eukaryota; Viridiplantae; Streptophyta; Magnoliopsida; Solanales; Solanaceae. Gene Ontology annotation, molecular function: phosphatase activity.